This is a messenger RNA of Carya illinoinensis, 1609 nucleotides long. RefSeq lists its product as uncharacterized. The coding region runs from base 385 to 1215 and encodes 276 amino acids. Lineage: Eukaryota; Viridiplantae; Streptophyta; Magnoliopsida; Fagales; Juglandaceae. The transcript has a single exon. The record is from RefSeq and is a predicted model, not a curated record.
CUUUGAAGCUACGUCUAUUCUUAUUUCUCUUUCGUCUCCAAAAAGCAGCUUCCUUUUUGAAUUCAGCUCCUCUCCUAUUCUCCCUUCCUCUGCGACUACCGAAGACAGACGCCCCUGACGUAAUCGCCCACCUUCAGCGCCAGUUUCAUCGGAUUAGCUCGAUCAUCCCACUGCCUUCCGAUCGUUGUUUCAACAGUGCAGAUCCACCCUCACCGCCCGUAUUCUUAUUCGCCCAAGUUUGUUCCCCGGGAAGCCUUGAUUUCUCUGGGUUUCGGACCUAAUUUCAAUUAUCCAAACGUCUCCUUGAUUUCGUUACCACCUUCCCCAGAAAAUAAAUUUCAAGAAAAAAGCUACAAAUUUUUGUUGAAUUUGUUACGUUUCUCUAUGGCGGAAUUCGAGAAUCACGCGGAAUUCUCGGUCAAAUCCAAAUCCUCAUCGUUCUUCAAUCGCUCCCUUACCUUGAGCAACCCGACCUCCACUGUUUCCCCUCAGAAACCCUACCUCCAGGCCGCUCUGAGUCUUGACCGGAGCGGCUCCGGUUCGUUCCUGAAACUCUACAAUUCCAUCGAAUCGGUCCGGUCCGCCGGCAAUGCCAUCAAAGGUAAGGUCAAGCAGCUCCGCAGUUUUUUUGAAUCCUCGACAAACGGAGAGGAAUCGCAGCCCCAAUCGCAACCGCAAUCCCAAUUGCUGCCUAGCAAGCUCAAACCUGCAACAAAAUCGAUCGGUUCGGGGUCCGGUAGCUCCACGAAACGUUUACCGGGCACUGAAGACCGAAUCGUUGUGUACUUCACGAGCUUACGCGGAGUUCGGAGGACCUUCGAGGACUGCUAUGCGGUGAGGAUGAUAUUACGGGGGUUUCGGGUGUGGGUCGAUGAGCGGGACGUAUCCAUGGACUCGGCAUACAGAAAAGAGUUGCAGAGUGUGUUGGGAGAGAAGAAUGUGACCCUGCCACAGGUGUUUGUGAGAGGGAAUUACUUGGGAGGCGCUGAGGUGAUCAAGCAGCUCUUCGAAGUUGGGGAAUUGGCGAAAAUUUUAAAAGGGUUUCCUGUUCAGAAACCCGGGUUUGUCUGCGAGAGCUGCGGGGACGUGAGGUUCGCGCCUUGCGAUACUUGCAAUGGAAGUAGAAAGGUAUUUGACGAGGAUGAAGAUAGAGUCAAGAGGUGCCUGGAGUGCAACGAGAACGGCUUGGUUCGGUGCCCGUAUUGCUGUUACUGAAUUUGGCAUUUUUAGAUGCAAAUUGUUGUUGUUGAUAAAUAACUGCUAUAUUGGAGAAUCAACGAUAUUAAUGUUUGAUAAUUGAUGAGUUUUUAGACUCCAAAAUUUUAUUUUGGAUGAAGAAAAAAAACUUGGUCAUAGGUUGGGGAGAAUUGAUGAUGUUCUAAUCAUUCUCUAUGAACAGCAUUUUGGAUAAUAAUGUAUGUUAUUUCAAAGUGCAAAAUUGGUUUUGGGUGUGUUCUUGAGUGUAUUUUUCAUGUUGAGGGGAAAGGGUGUCUCCUACAUGGAAUUGUAAAUAUUUUAGUUGAACUACUGAAAGGGUUUGCAAAUGUUGUUAAAUGAUGUAUUGUAAUCAAAAUGGGUCUAUUUGAUACCCAAUUAUUUUGUUUUUGAA